AUGCAAUCACUCGUGCUUCAUCCACCGAGCCUUUCCUCCCCGUUUGGACAACCCCGGUUCAACUCGGGCCCAGAGCGGCUGCCGUUGAAUCGUCCUCGGUCUACCAAUGCUCGAGGGUAUAGUCCCCGGGCUGCUCUUCCCCAUCAAUCGAUGUCUAGGUCUCCUCUUGCAGAGGAGCCCUCGGAGACAUCCGCAGAGUCCAAGCCACGGGGAUAUCCACUGUCGUCCGUAGUCACGACAGCCGAGGAGGUCACGGCCACCGUCCCGGAGCUACCACCGCUGCCGCCUCCAGUCAGCGAGCCUAUACCAGCGCGGUUACCACCGGGGUAUAGUGAGCAGGCCACUCCAGUCUUUCCCGGGUCUCCAAGACUACCACCGGGGGCGCCGCCAUAUCCGUUGCCGGCGUUGGAAGGCUCGGCAUCAGGGCCUGCCCACCGGUCAUUCGCUCACAAAUCAACACGGCGCACAAAGGCCCAUGUGGCCUCGGCUUGUGUGAAUUGCAAAAAGAAGCACCUGGGAUGCGACCCAGCACGCCCAUGCCGACGAUGCGUGCUCUCGGGCAAAGCUUCCUCAUGUGUGGACGUCACGCACAAGAAACGAGGGCGACCACCGCUUAAAGCCGAGGACUCGUCACUGCGGUCUUACACGACGCAUCUCGACCAUCCAGCGGUGCCGGCCGAGGCCCAACCACCCGUGCUCACGCGGCCCUCCACGAUGCACCGGGCCACGUCUUCACGCGAGCUGCGGCCCAUGACGGAUCUCCAGAGAUUGGGAGAUGCAGGCCAAGCAGCAGCCGGAAUGCCAAUGCAGCAUAGGCUGUCAGCAUCAGUCUUUCCUCUGACUCGACCAAUGGACGCCUCGCCCUCCAUCCCGGGACCCGUUGGUCGAAGGUCAUUCUCAUCAAGUGGCCCACCCUAUUCAGCGCCAGCAGGCCCGCCUCCUGCUUUUGUCCCCAUGCCGGUGGCGUUCAAUCCCGUCCUCAAAGCGGGUAGCAUGCCGUCUAGCAUGGAGAGGCGGUUUUCAGCAUAUGCUGCGCCCUCUCUUCCACCACCAACCUCCCCCCCUCAGCACCACCCCGUAAACGUGCCUUUCCUACCAUAUACGGAACCACCAGGCAGCAUUAUUCGGCCUCCACUCAGCGACCCGCGAUUGCCAGCAGGGCCUCCUGAGCCUUACCGUGAAUCUCCCGUGCGGCUGCCGCCUAUUCACCAAGCCACUGCGAGCCCGGGGCCGCCUCAUCUUGCACAUCGCCUGAGUGAUCCCUACCCGGCCACAUGGUCGUUCCCGACACGAGAAGAAGGCCCGCCUGAUCCACGGCGCCCGGCCGCACUACAUCGACCAGUGGGCCCGAUAUUCUCUCCUUCCUUCUCUCAUCAACGCUCCUCUUCCGCCGUAGGCCCGGUCGAUCCCAAGCCCCGACACCUCGGUCCUAUCGAUCUCUUCCCCCCUCUUGCCCCGGCAAAUUUGUCUCCGAGAGAAGCACGAGCAGAGCAGCCGACCAGCGAGGCUGAACCCCAAGAGCCACGGCCUGUCAAACGACGCAAAAUGGCGCUGGACGACAUGGUCAACGGCUGA
Penicillium alfredii is the source of this 1575-nucleotide messenger RNA. RefSeq lists its product as uncharacterized. Lineage: Eukaryota; Fungi; Ascomycota; Eurotiomycetes; Eurotiales; Aspergillaceae. Gene Ontology annotation, molecular function: zinc ion binding; DNA-binding transcription factor activity, RNA polymerase II-specific. Bases 1 to 1575 code for a protein of 524 amino acids. The transcript has 2 exons. Gene Ontology annotation, biological process: regulation of DNA-templated transcription. The record is from RefSeq and is a predicted model, not a curated record.